Alternaria novae-zelandiae is the source of this 1542-nucleotide messenger RNA. RefSeq lists its product as uncharacterized. NCBI's taxonomy places the organism in Eukaryota, Fungi, Ascomycota, Dothideomycetes, Pleosporales, Pleosporaceae. Gene Ontology annotation, biological process: transmembrane transport. Gene Ontology annotation, cellular component: membrane. The record is from RefSeq and is a predicted model, not a curated record. Gene Ontology annotation, molecular function: transmembrane transporter activity. The transcript is spliced from 5 exons. Bases 1 to 1542 code for a protein of 513 amino acids.
AUGAACAAGGAUGAGGCGCUUGUCACGACGACCGUUCCAGAUUAUCACGAUGGACUACGGGAGAAGACGGAGAAACCCAAGGAUGACACUCUCCCCUCUGGUUCCUCAAGUAGUGGCGGGUUCCAACGCUACAUAAACCAACUCGCCAUCAACAACUUUGGCUUCACACUCCAAGUAGCAUGGGAAGCUGUUGGCUUGUCAUUCCAGCUUGCAUGGCUCAAUGGUGGCCCUGCCGCGCUUGUCUGGGGGUCUAUGAUCGCUGGCGUCGGCUCUACCCUCGUUGCUACAGCUUUGGGGGAGAUGGCCUCCAUGGACCCCACCGUAGGUGCACAGUACAGAUGGUCGGCGCGCUUCGCUGCAUUCGCUCCCGAAUUCUGGGGGUUUAUUCAGGGCUGGAUCACAGUCAUUGCCUGGAUUUGCAGCUGCGCCGGCGCCUUCUCCUUCAUGUCGAACACCUUAUCCGGCUUGAUUAUCUUCAACAGUCCAAGCUACGAACCAAAGGCCUGGCACUCGACGGUGUUUCUGAUCGCCUUCCUCAUUGUUCCGCUGGUUCUCAACCUCUACUUGCGAAAGAUCAUCAACUAUCUGGAAACGAUCGGUGGCAUUUUCCACGUUGUCUUCUUCGUUGCUAUCGUUGCGACACUAUGCACGCUUGCGAAGCGCAGUACACCCGAGUAUGUCUUCAUGACCUUGCACACAGACGCCGGUUGGGAAAACCCCGGUGUCGCAUUCUCUAUUGGCAUGCUCGCUGUAGCAUAUCCCAUCAGUAGUUUUGAUGGUGUCCUCCACAUGAUCGAGGAGACUAAAGAACCUCGCAAGCGGGUACCCAAAGCUAUGAUCUUGGCAACUUCUCUGAACGCAAUCAUGAUGAUCGCCUUCUGUAUCUGCUUGAUGUUCUGCAUUGGUGAUGAAGAAGCCGUCGCGAAAUCGAUCUUGCCGAUCACGGAGGUCUUCUACUCCGCCACAGGGUCUAAGGCAGCAUCAACAGCAAUGACGGUUUUGAUGGGGCUUCAACUCAUGGUUGGCAACUUUAACAUCGUUGCAUCUGUGGCUCGAUUAGUCUGGCGAUUCGCAUCCGACAAAGGUCUUCCUUUCCACCAUCACUUCACCUACGUUCCAAUUCCCGCGCUCUUCCUAGUUGGCUUCAUCUGCUGCCUUCUAUCGCUCAUCAACCUCGGUUCCGCAGCCGCCUUCAAUUCGCUUAUAUCCCUACCAACCAUCGCGCUAUACGUAUCAUACCUCGUCCCAAUCUCGCUAUUCACGGCUCGUCAGCUUGCCGGUAAACAUCCGAAGUACGGGCCCUUUCAAUUGGGCAGAUGGAGCAUUCCGAUCAAGCUCUGCGCUAUCGUCUACUUGGUAUACGUCAUCAUCUUUGUAUCGUUCCCAGCAUCAAGACCGGUGACAAGCUUGACAAUGAACUAUGCGCCACCGAUUCUUAUCGGAUUCAUGGUCAUUGCGAUGGUGGAUUGGUUUGUUAGGGGUCGCAAGAAGUUUGAGGUACCUACAGCUGCACUCGAACAUGGAGAGGAUGAGAGGCAGUAG